This is a messenger RNA of Chaetura pelagica (chimney swift), 1377 nucleotides long. RefSeq names its product ATPase, H+ transporting, lysosomal accessory protein 2 (gene ATP6AP2). NCBI's taxonomy places the organism in Eukaryota, Metazoa, Chordata, Aves, Apodiformes, Apodidae. Gene Ontology annotation, molecular function: signaling receptor activity. Gene Ontology annotation, cellular component: external side of plasma membrane; membrane. The record is from RefSeq and is a predicted model, not a curated record. Gene Ontology annotation, biological process: positive regulation of Wnt signaling pathway.
GUGGUGAUGAAUUUAACAUCUUACGGUCACCUCAGUCCGUUGUUUUUCGGGAUGGAGGUUGGCCUUCCUGGUGAGCGGAUUCCAGAUGUAGCUGCCUUAUCCAUGGGCUUUUCUGUUGAAGAGGAGCUUUCGUGGCCUGGGCUUGCAGUGGGUGAUCUGUUUCACAGACCACGAGCUACUGUGCUGGUAACAGUGAAAGGAGUAGACAAGCUGACAUUACCGGUUAAAGGGAUUUCUUACCCUAUUGAGAAUGCUGUUCCUUUCAGUCUUGACAGUGUUGCAAACGCUAUUCAUAGCUUGUUCUCUGAGGAAACUCCCGUGGUCUUGCAGCUGGCCCCCAGUGAGGAAAGAGUGUACAUGGUGGGCAAGGCAAACUCUGUGUUUGAAGACCUUUCUGUCACGCUGCGUCAACUGCGAAACCGCUUGUUCCAGGACAACUCCAUUCUCAGCUCCCUUCCUCUCAACUCCCUCAGCAGAAACAAUGAGGUGGACUUGCUUUUCCUGUCAGAGCUACAAGUCCUACAUGAUAUUGCAAGCCUGCUGUCUCGACACAAACCUAGCCAAAGAUCACUCUCCAGACCUGUAUUCUCUGGAAUUAGCUGGUUUGGAGGAGAUUGGGAAACAUAUGGAGAAGACUCUCAGCAGUUCAAAGAUGCUUCUCAAAUUCUUGUGGACUCCUUGCAAAAGUUUGCAGAUGAGAUGUUUAAUCUGUACAGUGGGAAUGCAGUAGUAGAAGUGGUGGCUGUAAAGGCAUUUAAUUCUCCCCUCGUGAGGAAGACUCGCUCCAUUCUCCAGUCUUCACAGAGUGAAACGGACAAUCCAUAUAACCUUGCCUAUCCCUACAACUACAACUACUCUGUAAUUUUCAACAUUAUUCUGUGGAUGAUGAUUGGUCUUGCUUUAGCUGUGAUAGUUAUCUCCUACAACCUCUGGAACAUGGAUCCUGGGUAUGACAGCAUUAUUUAUAGGAUGACAAAUCAGAAGAUAAGAAUGGAUUGAACUACACUGUAUUUCAGCACAAGGAAAUGAUGAAGAGUAAGAUCUCCUUUAAACUGUGUGGGAAACUAAUAUUCUGACAUGGUUAAUUGUGGAAUUUUUUUUAAGGUGUAUUUAUUUCUAAGUUUGUUUGCCUUUUUCCUCUGAAGCCUAUUUUAAAUGUUAGUAGUAGCACCAGAUGGAAUAUAGAAGUUGAAACCUGCUUGUUUAUAAAAAAACCCAAACAAAAACAGUCCCCAAACUAGCUGUUAAUGAAGUAACAUCAUUCCAUUUUUUUAUCAUGUAACAUGAGUUUUUGAAAUGCCCUGUACUGCCCGUGGCUAUGUGCAAAACAGAGAAAUUGAAGUUACAAUAGCAACACGUUGUUUGAAACUUCUACAC